AUGUCUGUCUUCAAUAACUCAGCCCUUUAUCCUCAGUUCCUUUUAACAGGCUUCCAAGGAUUGGAGGCCAAAUAUAGUUUGAUCUCUCUCCCCAUCUGCCUGAUCUACAUCAUUUCCAUUGCAGGAAACAUCACCAUCCUUUUCAUCAUUCGGACAGAGCCCUCCCUCCACCAGCCCAUGUACUACUUUCUGUCCAUGUUGGCCUUGACAGACCUGGGUCUGUCUACUGUGACCCUGCCCACUAUGUUCAGUGUCUUUUGGUUCCAUGCCCGGGAGAUCUCCUUCAUUGCUUGUGCAGUCCAAAUGUACUUCAUCCAUGUUUUUUCCAUCAUUGAGUCAGCUGUGUUGUUGGCUAUGGCGUUUGAUCGUGUUGUGGCAAUCCGGGAACCUCUCCGCUAUUCAGCCAUCCUCACUAAUAGUGUCAUUUUUAGGAUUGGACUAGCCAGUGCUGGAAGAGCCCUUAUCCUGGUUUUCCCAGUCCCUUUCCUCUUGAAAAGGUUGCAAUUUCGUAGCAUCAAUACUCUUUCCUACCCCUUCUGUCUGCAUCAGGAUCUCAUCAAGCUGACAACAUCUAGUCGGAAAAUCAGCAGCAUCUAUGGCCUUAUGGUAGUCAUCUCCUCCAUGGGAUUGGACUCAGUAUUGCUUCUGCUAUCCUAUAUACUCAUACUAGUCACAGUGCUGAGUGUUGCCUCUAAGGCAGAGCGUGUUAAAGCUCUAAACACCUGCAUCUCCCAUAUUUGUGCUGUGCUUACCUUCUACACACCCAUGAUUGGGUUGUCCAUGAUCCGCCGCUAUGGGCAGAAUGCUUCCCCAAUGGUCCAUGUCUUGAUGGCUGAUGUUUACCUGCUUGUCCCACCACUCAUGAACCCUAUUGUGUACAGUGUCAAGACCAAGCAGAUUCGCCUGCGCAUCCUCAAGAAGUUUAAGAAGCAGAAGGGCUAGGGGAGGGGGGUGCCUAGUAUGUCUUCUUCUUAAUAGAAUUGAUCAUAACUUACUUAGAACCUACCUUUGCUUCUAAUGCCACUUGCAUUGGCCAUGAAGGUCCUAUAGUGAAGGUAUUUUUCCCCAAAAAGAGGAGAAAAUUGAAGAAAUGAGACAGAUAAUGACUGGAGCUAAAAAAGAAACCCUGUGUGUAGGCAAUUAAAGCACUGUUAAAUAGAAGAGGAAGAAACUUGGUUUGU
Molecule: messenger RNA, 1181 nt
Organism: Antechinus flavipes (yellow-footed antechinus)
Lineage: Eukaryota; Metazoa; Chordata; Mammalia; Dasyuromorphia; Dasyuridae
Product: olfactory receptor 51G2-like
Exons: 1
Coding region: 1-942 (313 amino acids)
Biological process (GO): G protein-coupled receptor signaling pathway
Cellular component (GO): membrane
Molecular function (GO): G protein-coupled receptor activity; olfactory receptor activity
Source: RefSeq, a predicted model, not a curated record